AAGGAGACGAAAUAUAAAGGAAAGCGAUAGAAUUUUACACGAAACCGUCCGAUCGAGUGACGACAAACCGGGGCGGUCGUCCUCGUCUCGCGCAUCGUGCAACGAACGUAUGCGGUCCGUGCGUCCGAACUAGCGGCACAGAGGCGGAGCGUAGACUCCGUAGCCGUUCGUACAGUCAGUACCCAGCAAGUGAGGCAUGGAGUGAAUUCGGUGAGGAGCAGUGUUUUUUUCAAAAAAUUUCCAAAAAAGAAUAUCCAUGAGAGCAGUGCAUGGGGUGGGCCAGUGCUACGUUAAAAUGAUGUGCGUUGGUAUCAGUGUGUGGGUGCGUGCAGUGCGUGGCCAAAGGGUAGAAGAGUAAAAGUGUGUUUUUCCCAGUACAUCACAUCGCACACUCCCCACCAGCUCCGGCCCCCGAUUUUAUAUAUCAGUUCAUUUUCCUCAUUAAAUUUUUUCGUUUUUCACGUCUCUGUCCGCGCCCCGUAUUUUUGUUUAUUGUUGUUUUUUUUUAUUUGGUGUGCGUGGGCCCCCGGAAGAUGCGGCUGAAGCGGCUGUGUUUUUUUGUGAAAUUGUGCUUGUGACGCCAAAAGACAACGUUUUCCUAAUGUGGUGUUUAAUGCAAAAUGGUGAGAGAGACUAGGCAUCUGUGGGUUGGCAACUUACCCGAAAAUAUACGUGAGGAUCGCAUCCGAGAACAAUUCAAACGGUAUGGCCGCGUGCAGAGUGUCAAAUUGUUGCCGAGGGUCGCCAAGGAGGAGACGGGCGAGAUCUCGAUGGCGUGCACGGUGGCGUUCAUGGACAUCAGGAGCGCGUCCAAGGCGCACAACAGCGAGCUCAAGAUCGACGACCGCACCCUGAACACCGAGUACUACGAGCCGGCCGCCAUUCCGUCCUCCGCGUCGGCGGCCGCAAACGCCGCCGCCGCCGCCACAGUAUCGUCGCCGCAGCACACGCCAUCCCCGUACUCUACCUCGCCGGCGGCCGGGUCGAACCGUUUUCCCAAUGGGCACGGAUCGUCGGACGAGCCGUUUCCGGACCGCUUCUACGACAGGGGCGCGUCGCGCGUCUCUUCGGACAGCGGCGUCGGCGACUUCCUGCGUCGCUCGUCGACGUCGCAGACCUCCUACGUGCCGUCGGAGUCGUCGCGGGGCCGGGUCCGCGACCGCGGCUGCGGUGGCGGCGGUUCCACCACCCCGUCCUCGUCAGCGUUCCGCGGCAGCAACGGCCCCUACAAUCCGAUCGUCGACCGACAUCGGACGGCGAAUGUCGCCGGACCGUGGGGUGUCAACGCCGCCUCGUUGCCCGGGGGCGGAUAUCCACCUGACAGCGGACCGAACGGAGGAAGAUAUUUGGGCGGCGGAUCGGGAUCGUCGGGCGGCUGCGGUGGCGGCACCACCGGCACAUCGCAGUCGGACUCGGGAUAUGGGGCGGCGGCCGCGGGGGGCGACGUCAUCGAUAGGCGGAGCUCCGACGCGGCCGCCAAAAAGACCAUCAAGACCAAGUCGAGGAGCGGCUCGCGGACGCCAAGUCCGUCGGGCAGCACGUCUAGCAGAUCUCCAACAAGAUCAAGAUCGAGAAGUAGCAGCACAUCAUCCCGCAGCUCGAGCACGUCUCGGGCGACCAGUUCGACGGGUUCCCCGAAGUCGCGGGGCAGACAGGCGACCACCGCCUCAUCCGCGAACUCAUCGUCGAACCAUUCCCAUCACCAGGGCGCCGUCCACUCGGACGACAGGCGACCGUUGGCGAUCUGCGUCAAGAAUUUACCAUUGCGCAGCAGCGAUACGUCCCUCAAGGACGGCCUCUUCCACGAGUACAAGAAACACGGCAAGGUGACGUGGGUGAAGGUGGUCGGGCAGAAUGCCGAUCGGCACGCGAUCGUGUGCUUCAAGAAGCCGGAGGAUGUUGAGAAGGCUAUCGAGGUCAGCUACGACAAGUUGUUCUUCGGACACAAAAUCGAGGUGGCGCCCUACCAGGGCUAUGACGUGGUCGACAACGACCAGAGGCCGUACGAGGCCGAUCUGGACGAGUUUCAUCCGAAGGCCACCCGCACUCUAUUCAUCGGCAACCUGGAGAAGGACAUGACCGCCAGCGAUCUGAGGAAGAUCUUCGAUCAAUUCGGCGAGAUCAUUGAGAUCGACAUCAAGAAACAAGGCACGCAUUCGUCGUACGCCUUCUGUCAGUACUCGGACAUCGUGAGCGUGGUGAAGGCCAUCCGGAAAAUGGACGGCGAACACGUCGGUCUCAAUCGUGUUAAACUGGGCUUCGGCAAAUCGAUGCCCACCAAUUGCGUGUGGGUCGACAACGUUGCUGACAUCGUCAGCGAAAAGUACCUGAAGAUGCAGUUCGAUCAGUUCGGAGCCAUCAGCAAAGUGCACGUGGACAGGGAGAAAGGCCAAGCGUUGAUCUUUUUCGAGCAAGUUGUCAGUGCCCAGACGGCGGUCAAUAAGAUGCGUGGGUUCGCACUCAAAAGCCAGAGGGUGCAAGUGGAUUUCGCCAGCAGGGAAUGUCAGCAAUCUUUCUUCGAGCACUUGGAGAAACAGGGCGCCGAGCUUGAGAGGACCGGAGUCUUCGACGACGUACGUCGUGAUUCUUCUUCUAGAGCCUUCGAGUCCGCGUCUGCCAGAUACUCAAGUCGUUAUGACACGCCGACGAGGCCGCGCACCUCCUCGUACACGGGUAGCGGUGGUAGGUCUGGCGCAUCUGUGCCGGGCGCCGCCCCUAGUCAACUCUCAUCGGCGACGGCGUCCGCCAUGCAAUCGCCAGGUGGUGCGUGCACCCCUGGAUCGGCCACCCCUCGUAGCCGUUCCCGCCUUGUAUCCCGCUAUGACUACUACGAUCAGUCGAUGGUGGACUACGUGGUGCCGUCUGAGAGGCUCGCCUUUCGUGCCUACGACGACGCCUAUAGUCAGGGUUCGCCUGCCUCGCACGACGACUACGAGGCCGAAUAUUACCAAGUGCACAGCCCGUUAGCGCCCCACAUCGAUAUGGUCGAAAGCAGAUCGUUGCAGAGCGUUGACGCAACCACCGGUUACCAUCAGCCGGACAACAUCAGGAACCUGCAGAAGGAGAGGGUGCACCUACUCGAACAGCUGGAGGAGUGUCCCAGCAGCGGCGACGAACUCCUCGGUCCAAGCAAGAAACGUCUCAAACUGGACAGCGACGUGAUCAUCGAGGCGAACCGCGACCAUCGCAAAGUAAUGGAAGUGCGACGGCUCUCCGACGCCAAUCUGAAGCAUCAUUCGUCACGACGACCGUCUAUUGAUUCGGGGAAGCACGCGGGCCACGACAGGACAACGUACAUGCCGCACGCCGUUUGUAAAAGGAGGAAGACCGGUGGUAGCGAUAGUUCGUCGAGGUUGCAGCACCAAUACGAUCAUUCGGGUUCGGAGAGUCUGGGAGGUAGCAGGCCGGGCACGCCGUUGUUUGACGAACGGCCCGAGAACUUUCAGCCGACUGAACCACGUAGGACACCCAGGGAUAGGGAGGGACCUCUGACUUUACCUUUACCAAGGUUUGCCGCUCAGGUAAUGAACAGGGGUAGAGUAUCGGUGGCGGGCAUUAAAGGACAAGACAACUUGAUGUCGAGUCCACCACCAGCGGUCACCAGUCCAAGGAUCUCGAAUCCGCGGCCGCCGAGCCCGGUACAAUUUGUUCCGCCACCAGCCAGCCCACCUCCACGGCCGCAUAGCUUGUCUUCGAACAGCAGCGACAGCGACACCGCCAGUCCUAGUUUGGACGAACGGAUAAAGGACCUCGACGUACGAUACGAACAGUGGUCGGGUUCGCGAGUAAUCCAUUCGGUGCGCAACGCAUCUGACGUACCGCCACCGGUGGAGAAAAAGUUUCGAAUAAAGAGCACGGUCCUCGACUCGGAUAUCAAUUCAGUGCCGCCGUCGGACAUCGUAAAGAGCGUGCUGGCCAAACGAUCCGUGUUCGACGAGGACUUGAAACGUCUCGAGAAUGUCAGCGAGAAAUACGAGCCGAAGGAGUGGCGUGCACCCACCAUCGCCACCGUGGUGCCCGCUUCGGCGACGGCGGCUACUCUUACAUCAGUACCUGCGCUGCAGCUGUCCACACAGCCGCAGCUGAAGAUGGGCGCCGCUGCUGUGGUAGUGCAGCAGCAACAACAGCAAACCAUCGUGCUUUCGCCUAGAUCGUCGGGUGCGACGAUAGCGGCAGCGAAAGGCCUGCAAUACCCCUUCCCGAGCCACCCGCCGAUGCAGCCCUCACCGCUCACGCCGACGACGACGGCAUCGGCGUCUUUGACGCCGCCAUCAGCGUCACUGACGACCAGUGCAACAUCCAUAGUCAUCAACACCGCCACGACGACGAUCAGUUCCGUGACGACAGCCACGACGACGACGAGCGCCCGGUCCGGAGCGGCCAACGCGCACGGUGACACAAACAGACUCAAACCGUGCCCCGAGCCGUGCCCGACGCCCGCCGCCACCGCCACCGCCGCGAGUGACGCGAGAACCUGCAAAGUGCCGAGCAAUCGUUGCGGCAAGAACGCCCAAGCGCAAUUGUCAUCGGGCAGUGAUAAAUCUACGUCGAACAACAUUCCCGGCGGUGACAAAACGAAACACGGCAGUGUCAGUGAUAAAAUCGCGUGCCGCAGGGACUCGAACAGCGGGGGAUCGCCGCGCGCCGCCCCCGCCGACGUGCGUUCGCGCAGGAACAGUGAUGCGAGUGCGCGUAAACCGUCGGACGAUAGUGACGUUUCGGAGAAGCAGCACCGCAAGGAGCGCGCCCGGAGCGAGGAACGCAAGAAGGAACGACUCGAGAAGAUCCGCCUCGAGAACGAACGAUUGGAAAAAGAGAAGGCGGAGAAGGAGCGUGUGGAAAGGGAACGGCUGGAGAAAGAGAAACAGGAAAAGGAACGUUUAGAAAAAGAAAGACUGGACAAAGAGAGACAGGAACGUGAGAGCGAACUAGAGAAGGAACGUUUACAAAAGGAACGAAUAGAAAAAGAGAGGUUAGAAAAAGAACGAGAGGAAAUGGAAAGGCGACGACAGCAUGAGAAGGAAGAACGCGAACGAAAGGAGCGCGAAGAGAAAGAAAGGCGAGAACGUGAGGAGAAAGAAAGGCGAGAACGCGAAGAGAAGGAAAGGCGCGAACGCGAAGAACAACUCGAGAAAGAACGUAAAGAGCGUGAACGCAAGGAACGGGAGGAAAGAGAACGGCGAGAACGUGAAAAAGAAGAACGAUUACGUAAAGAACAAGAGGAAAGAGAACGACGGGAGGCUCAACGUAAAGAACGAGAAGAACAAGAACGAGCAGAGAAAAAUCAUGAUCGCCGACAUAAAGACGACAAUCACGAGAAACGAAAAGACGAGCACCGACAUAGGGAGAAUCACAGCGAAAAGACCGAGAACAAGCAUCGGGAGAACAUCUUGGAGAAACACUUGUUCGAGAAAAGCACCAAAGAAUCCAAGGAAGAGAAGAAAGACAGUCACGAGAAUUGUCGACGAGAGUCGCACGGUCACGACAAAUCACGACAUCAUGUGCGCGAUGAAGAACGACGAAAAGAAAGCAUUAAGGAAAACCGUGACAACAACAUUCACGACAAACAUAAAAAUUUCACAUCGGACCUUAAAGAAUCUAAAGACAAACUUAUCACCACCGAGAGUAGACAUAUGUCUUUAGACAUUGACAAGAAAUCGUUCGAAAAUUCUCUCUUUAACGUGGGCAAAGAUCCGAGCAAAAGGAAAGAACGAAACAACAGUUUGCCUGCGAAUCUCGGCAAGAGACGCAUGAGCUCGCACGAGAGCCUCGACGGUGAUGAUCACAAGCGAAUAAAGCUAGACCAUAAAAAAUUAUCCGAACGGCGUGACUCUAAGGAUAGUACUAGAUCUGAAGAUAAAAUCAAGAGUAAACACAAAAACAACUCGAUCAAACACGACAAACAUAACAAUGCCAAAGAAUCAGACGAGAAACGUAAAGAGAAAGAUCGAGAGGAGAGACACAAGAAACACAAACUUGAAAAACUCGAAAAGCAAAAGCUGAAGAGUAAGAGUAAAGAAAAGGAGUCUAGAGAAUCGCCAACCACACCCAAAAGUCCUCUGUCCGACAAAGAUUUUUUGGCUCGACUGGAUUUGCGAGCUACCGACGAAGUUCAAAAGAAGGAAUCGUCGAAAGAGAAACGCAAAGACAGUACCGAAGACGAAAAACGGGAUAAAGACGAGAAAAAAGUCGAGGAUCGAGUCAAGAAAGAAAAAGACAAAGACAAACAAUUACAACAUCAAUCAAGUCGAGAAAGUGAGAAAUCUUCAAAAGCUAGACCGGAAGAAAACACUCCCAAAUCGAACGACGAACGCAAAUCAUCUCACAAGAGGGAACAACAGAGGAUUCGAAAGAUCACCAACAGUUCUGAUACAGAUACCGACGACGACGAACCAAAGAAACACUCAAUAUUCGAUAUUGUCGACGAUGAACCAGCUUACAUCUCCAUGUACGACAAAGUCAAGGCCAGGAGCUGUAAGAAUAUGCAAAAACAAGAGGAAGAAAAGAGGCAAGAGAAGAUCAAGGCUAAGUUUAGUCAGCUUAAACAGAGUCGAGCGAAACGCGAGGAGAAAAAGAGAUCGACCUCGUGGGACGAAGACUCCGAUUCGGAACGAGACCGCGUUGAGAAGAAUGACUUCAUCAAACUCAAACGUUCUUCGAAAUUAUGCAUUGUCAGUUCCGAAGAUGAGGAGCAGGAUAUGAAACCCAGAAAGAAGAAAGAUCUCGACACCGAUUCAGAUUCGGAUAGACUGAACAAGAAUAAAUUUGAACCAAUUUCCGACGACGAUCGAAUCCGCACCAAGAAUACACACUUCCGAGGUUCUAAAUCGAGAAUCACCAGUGACACAUCUGACGAUGAUUUCAGAAAAACCAAGGAUAGACCGGAUGCUUUCUCAGACGACCAGGAAAUGGCCGAUCCUGAAAGCAAACCUUUUACUAAUGAGAUUGAGAGUAUAAAGGAAACGAAGAAAGAACGUCGUAAUAGCAAACACCAAGAAGAAAACAACACUCAGGUUUAUUCAGGUUCUUGUACCUCGACGCCUGUGUUGCUCGAAAAAGAAAAGUUCAAAAGUUCGUUCCCAGAAAAUACCUCAGAUGAGGACACGAUGGAACUGAAAAAGGAACGAACCGAUCGCAAAAAACACAAAAAGAAACAAAAGAAACAGAAACACUCGUUCAGUAGCGAAGACUUGAAUAAAAUGGAAACCAUUCAAGAUGGAAUUCACAACGAAUCGACCGAAAAAUCUAAACACCAUGAGAAGAAACGGCAACACAGUAAAAAGGACAAGAAACGUGAUAAAUCCAAAGACGAGCGUGACAAAACGAAAAAAUCCAAAAAGAACAAAUCUGAAUCGAAAAGCGACAAUAAGUGUGGCAAAGUCGAAAAUCUGUUCGGUUCGCUUAGCGAGGACUCUGAGAACGGGACUAAAGAUGCGAAAGAAAACAUCGAACAUCCCAAGACCAUGUUUGUGCCAAGUUCUAAGUUCGUCGACGAGUCUGCGCAGUCUGCCUACAAUAGCGAGUCGGAAAUGGAUAGGGCAAAGCUUCAAGAAGAAAAAGAACGCGAGAGAGAAGAGCAUAAGCGUCGUAAGGAGAAGAGGCGAAAGGAAAAACAGGAGAGGCGGUUACAAGAAGCGGCUGAAGCUGCAGCUGCCGCACAACAAUCCAACGAAAACAGCAUGGACUUUGCCGACAUGGGUAAGCAACUUGAAGCCAACAUCAAAGAUGAAACCGUGGAAGAAAUUAAAAAUGAAGUCGACAAGACAGAUAACAACGACGAUUCAUUCGCCUUUAACGAAACUUCGGAGGUCAAAGAAACGAUCAAAGAGGAGCGAAAGAAAAAGAAACGAAAGAAAAGCAAGGAGGAGAAACAAAAACACCACCACCACCACCAUCACGAAAAGAACAAGCUCAAAUCUCCGGAGUUCAAGAAAGAACAGGUCGAGUUCAAGAAAGAAUCCGAACUUAAGAAGGAAGAGAUUCCUGCUGAAGUUACAACUGAUUACGAAAAAAGUGAAUUCAAGACAGAGUUCAAGAAAGAGUCGACUCCUACAAAGGAAAUCAAAAUCGAAAUCGAGGAACCCAAGAAUCAGAGCAUGCCCACUAUUUUGGAGUACAGUCCUGAGAAUAAAUCCUCUAAUAAAUUGGAUUUUUCAAUCUCGCCAAUCAACAGAGAACCUCUCAUCAGCCCUAUUCCGAAGACACCCACUACUUCCAAGGACAAGAAACGGGACAAACUCAUUUUGGGUCUGGUCGAUCAAAACUUACACGAAUCGGCAGUUAAAUCCAUACCCGAAUUCGAACCAGUCAAACAAGAGACUACCAUCAAGGAAGAGGAAAUUAAAACGGAAGUUGCCACGGAAUCACCUGAGGAAAAGCCUCGUGUCGUUAUUUCACAGGAGGAAACCGAGGAUGCCGUUGCUGCGCUUCUUGGUGAAAGCUUCAAUAGUGCUGAACAGUUUGAGGAGUGCUACACAGAUGAGAUUAACAGCAACAACGAACAGUCCCAACAGAACGAAGAGAAUGUACAAGAUGACGAAGAAAUGCGACAAGCUGUGCAAAGUCUUAGCGUUUCCGACUUGGACGCAAAGCCCGAUACCCCACAAAGCGAGCACGAGUUGCAAAUUGAUACAGACACUGAAGAACAAGAAGAUAUCGGCAUGCGAUUCGACCAGCCGCCUAAAACUCCUGAACUGUUGGUGCCACCCAAAACGCCCGACAUUCCCAGUUACUUUCGUAAUACUGAUGCGAGUGCUACACAUCCUCCUAUUAUUGUGAAGGCGGGUGGAAUUGGUAGUCCUCCGUCAUUAGCCCCAAUUACAAAGCCAGUGCCCAGCCAACCUCCACCAUUAGUUGUUGCAGAGGUUAAGAAACCGGCUCUCGAAAACGAACCGAAGAGUAUGCCCAUGUUGCCUGAACAACAGAGGGUUAUCUCUAGUCCAGUGGAGAAAACGAUUCAACCUGUUGCCAUUCCAAAAAUGGAGGUAACUCCAGAAAUAUCUCAGCCUCCAGUUAUCGUUACACAAUCGCAGUCGAAACAGAUUGUUACUGUAACAACUGCACCUCUCAGAACUUAUUCUACACCUCCCAUAGUGAAGAUUUCAGAACCAGCUUAUCCACCUUUGACUGCUAUUUCGAAACCAGAACAAAAGUCACCGACCAUGGAGCAGAAGAAGACAACUCUACCUCUCUUGCCUAUUUAUGUCAAACAACAAAAGUCGCCGACGCCAAUGCACAAUUUACCGGCACGUUCUCCAGUGCAGAUGAAAUCGACGCAAGAUCCUAAUCUAUUGUCGCCAAAAUCUAACGCUGCGAGGCUGCCAAUCACAUCCGUCAUGGUUUCAAAACCUUUACAACCGAACACGAUUAUUCUACCUCAAUCCAAGACCGCCCAUACACUCGAACCGCCUAAGCUUGUCUCCACAAGUGAACCGAGACCACAGGAGAUCCCAAAGGUCGUACUGCAAACAUCCACGAUACAAUCCAAUCAGUAUCCUGGUUACGUUUGCACUCCCACCAGGAUGGUUGUUCCCGCCACCAUGCAGAAUCAUUUACGUAACUUGCCUCAUCAUCCAGGUCUACUAGUGCCUAGCAGUUACGGCUUGCCUAACAAUUCACCUAACUUAUAUACAGUGCAAUCAUUGCAAGAAAAGCAACAAGAUAAAAUCAAUUCAGCAGACGCUUUGAGAUUAACCCCAAUAACAAGCGUUCCGCCUUCUACUGGAUAUCAAACACCACAACAGCCUGUUUACAUUCCUAACGCUCAUACGGUUCAAAAACCUUUUAUGAACGUCAUUCACGAAACCUCGUCAGUAUCGAAACCUCCAGUCCACCAGCCAAGUAUUAUCCAAUCGACUGCUCAGUCGCAAAUGCCACCACAGACUAUUCAAACCACACCAUCACAACUUCAUCAGUCUCUGUUACAACCACUGUCACUACCUAGUCCUCAACAAAUUUUGCCUUCAAAUAUUCCAACGACACCUCCAACUCCACAACAACAACCGCAACAACAACAACAACAACCAACACCGUUGCAACAAACCAUGCCGGAAGCUUCCAAGACUCCAGAAGUCAAUGAAAAUCCUACAAAGGUUAUUACUGAGAAUUUGACAACUUCCACACCGAGUCCAGUUAUUAUGACCGUUCCCAAAGAAGUUUUACCAGAACCAGUGCCUGAAGUCAAUCCUCCUACAUUCGAAGAGAAAUCAGAGAAUGUGGGCAAAGUAUUGGAGAACAUGGAAUCGAUUAGCGAACAAUUGAGUGAGACUCUCAAGAGAGAAUCUCAGGAAGCAGAGGAGAAACCGAUUGUUGAGGAGAAGGUUGAAGUACCUCCAAAAGUUGAAACGCCUCCCAUAGAGGACAAAGAAAAAGUGGAAAUCAAGACGGAAGAAUCCGUUGAAAAAGUCAAACAGGAAGCUGAGAAUGUAUCGGUUAUCAGAGAAAUCGAGAAGUUUGAUGAAGAGAAGGCCGAUACAGAAAGUAUCGUCUCAGAUAUCAGUAAAGAAAGGUCGAGUGCCGAUAUAUUAUCAAAAGACGAUCCUUUGGACACCAAAGAGGAUAGUGAUUAUUGGUCCGCCAAAGAAGUCAAUAUUGAUUCCGUCAUUAAGACCCUUUGUUCAGCCGACGAACUGUCUGAUCACAGCAGCGAUGCGGGCAAGGACGAUUGGGACGAUGAUGCCAAAGCGAACGAAUCAAUCAAAUCCGAUGCAAGCGACAAAUCGGAACAUCUCGACAAGAAAUCCGAACCUGACACCAAACUGGACGAUGACGCCAUCGAUGAAGGCGUUGAAAACGAAGAAAAAGAGAAGGUGAAGGUGGCACCGAGAGGACGAGGUGGCCGUGGUCGUGGCAGGAGAGCGCGCGGGGCUGGAGUAGGCACCGGCAUUCUCACCAGACGCGGCGUCAAAGUCACCAAGGAACCAGUUCUGGCCACGACUCUAGUGACAGCUAAGAGAGGCCGCGGAGGCCGCGCCAAGAACGAGCGCAAGGUCCACAAAUCUGAAUCGGACACAUCCACAACAGAUGUGUACGAGUUCAGGGAUGAGGCCGAUGAGGGCUCUAAGGAGCAGCGUCCGCGACUUAUCCUGACGAUCAAAUCGCCUGCCGUUUCGACAGGUGGCAACACCCAGACCGCCAUAGUCAAGGAAGUAACUAAAGAUGGUGCCAAAGAGAUAGGCAAAGAAGUAGCGGUGGCUGCUAAGGAAAUACCAUCCGUCAAAACAGUGGACAAUAAAGAGGAGUUUGCUUCGCCGGUGUCGAACACCCGUAAGUCCAAGAGAUUGCAGGAACGCGAUGUUUCUAGAAAUACGGUCGACGACACUAUCGAGGACGUGGUCAAGAACACCGUACAAACCAGAGGAGCUCAAGGAGCCAGGAGGUCCACCAGACAGGUGUUGCCUAAACAGCAACAACCGGAGACACCUAAGAAAUCACCCCGAGGUGGCAGAAGGAAUCAACGGAGGGCCUCUGAGGCCACAGAUGAGUCCGAUGUUGAAAAACCUAAAGAUCCGGAGCCAGUUAAUGCCACUCCGAUCGUAACUGAACCUCCCAAAGUGGAACAAGAGAAACCUAAAGAAGCAGUUAAGGUGGAGCAAAAGAAGCCCGAUCCACCCGUCAAAGAAGUACCACAUGUGGGCGUCAAAGCCGAGAUGCUGCGCAGGCUGAAGAACGAGCAGAGUCAAGAACCAACAACUCUCAUCGAUCCUGUAACUGGUUUACUCACACCGAUGCGCGAAUGUGAAGAAGGCAAGUACAUUCCCAUGCCUGGAGACGGUAAAGUGAUGAUUGUUGGAAAUGCUAUGUUACAAAAGCAAUCAGGAUUGCCUCCUAAAUCAACAGCGGAAGUGAAACAAGCGAGCGUGAUUACAACUCAACCACAACAAGUCAUGGUGGUACAACCGCCCAAGCCACAAAGCUUCAAGGCUCACGUUUUGAACUCUCAGGCCGCCAAAGCUGUUGUAUCUCAACAACAAAACCCGGUGAAGACUACAACAGCGCCACAAGUUAUGCAGUCGGUGGCGCCCAGUAUUGUAGUAACGAAGACCUCACCGCUGAGCCAACCGCCUGUGGUAGUCAGCAAUUUACCUCCUGUAACAGCAAGGCCAGUUCAACCAGUUACUCAAAAUUUGAAUGUGAACGUCAGCAUGGCAAUGAACAUGGCUCCGUCUCACCAUUCGCCCCGAUCGAGCAUAACUUUGACCAAGGUGAAAGCUCCUCAGCAUUCACCCAAUCAAGUCGUACUCAACCCGCAGCAGAUGUUGCAAGUCAGCAAGCAACAAGCUCAACUGAACAAGGCGCAUUUAUCCACCGUAAUGGCGAACCAACAGCAAGUAGUCAAUACUCAAAUGGCGCACAUGAAACAGCACCAAAACGUGCCGCAACAACUGUCCAAGGUGCAGCCACAACAACAGCAGGCGCCUGUGAUUAUAAAUAAGAGCAAACCGGUACAUCAGAUGCAUCAGCAAAUCAUUUCGAAUGCGGUCGGCAGUCCGCCGUUGUCUAAGGCGCAGCAGAUGGUCGCUGGCAGCAGGAUCAUCCAGGGACCCAUGCCCGGAAGCAAAGGCGUCAUGGAACCGCCUAAGGUGGACGUAGCGCUCGGCAACAUCCCCAUUGGAGCCAGAUCAACUUUGUCGCCGCAAGGACAAGCUCGACACAUCGCCUUCGAGCCGUCACUGCACGGAGUACACAGAAGUCCACCUCCCGCCCAUCAAAAUUCCCCCUCCCCACAGGGCGACCAAAUAGCACAUUUCCCACCAGGUACAAUACGCUCAAUUCACGAUUUACCACCGUAUUUACAUCACGCUAUUCCACCCCAAUAUCAAUAUAUGCGACCGACAAACUACCAUCUGCCAAGGUCUCCUAUGAUGCCGGGAAAUGUGGAAAAAUCGGAUGGGCAAGAGGGUGAAGAAGCACCUGUCACUUCUCCUCCCUUAGAACUGAGACGUACAAACGUUGGACUACCGCUAACCGGAAGAGGCACGACCGUACCACAUGGUUUACAUUCACCUCAUGACAGAACAACAGAUUCUCCACAAAUGUACAACGUCGUGCACUCGGCUCGGAUGCAGCACUACCCGACACCAGCGCACGCGGCCCGUUACUUCGACGAGCCGCCUCCGGCUCAUCGUCCGAUGACGAGCCAUCCGCUGGUCAACAUGGGCGGCGACCGUCCUCUGCACAUGCCAAUGGGCAACCCGGACCGUCCGCUCAGCAGUCACAUACCGCCAGAACGGCCGUUGAGCGCCGCUCACGUCGUUCCGGAUCGGCCACUCAGCAGUCACAUACCGCCCGAACGUGCUCUGGGCGCCCACAUUCCGCCCGGCGCACACCUGGUGCCGGAAAGGCCGCUGAGUGGUCACAUACCAUCCGACAGGAAGGCGAUAAACGAGAGUCACAUGAUGGGCGUGGGACUGGGGGCUGCCGGCAAUCACAUGGGUGCGGUAGCCCGACAUCACGGUGCCGACACACCCACCACACAACGUGGGUUGCAGGCCGCCACACCUCCACACGCCAGUCAAGUUCCACCACAAGCCGAGAGUCUUUUCAUGCUGUUGAAGCAAUAUCCCUGUAUGUGGCAAGGUCUUUUGGCCCUGAAGAAUGACCAGGCAGCAGUCCAAAUGUACUUCGUCUCGGGCAAUGCGACGGUGGCAAAGGACUGCCUUCCGGAGAACACCGACGGAACAACACCACCCUUAAGAAUAUUCCAAAGAAUGAGACUGGAACCGCCGCAGGUUGAAGGAGUGUCGCGUAAAAUGCAGAUGCAAAAUGAACACUGCAUGCUACUCGCGCUGCCCUGCGGCCACGAUCAUAUGGACGUCCUCAAACAAUCCACUAAUUUGACCACCGGAUUCAUCAAGUAUUUACAAGCCAAACAAGCGGCCGGCAUUGUUAACGUAGCCGCGCCGGGAACCACGCAUCCCCCCGCUUAUGUAGUUCACAUCUUCCCAUCGUGCGAGUUCGUGAACGAAAAUCUGCGUCGGAUUGCGCCGAACUUGUUGGAAAGAGUAGCGGAUAUCGCUCACCUGCUCAUCGUUGUCACCACCGUUUGAUACCAAAAGUGUCGUUCAACCGUGGAUGAUUUGGAUCUAAACAGAUGUAUCGAUCAGAACGCGUCCUUCUCUCUAUGUCAGUCCCGGUUCCGGGGCCGGGCGCGUCUCCAGCGUCCGGAUGGGACGGGAAGACGAAUGUAUUGAGUGAAACACCUACUACUUGAAACCUGAUUCUCGCCGUUUUUAUUUUUGGUAAAACAAAACUCGAAAUGUCACACGCAAAAAAUGUUUACUUAAGGAAGCAAAGAAAAAAUAUUAAAUAUUUAAAAGUUUCACUGUGAUUUCUGAAAAACGUUAUUAACUAUUAUUAAAAAAUAAAAUAUAUUAAAAAAAGAUAAAAAUAACUUACUACCUAUUAAGAGAUCUCAUACAAAGUUAGCUAUGUAAUUUUUUUAUUUAGAAGAUUUUUAUUUUUCAUAAACAUCUUGUAAAUUUCGUUUUUUUUUCGGUGUUCUGGCAUUAUUCUUGCAAUAUUUGCAAGGAUACUACGAGAAACUACAGUUCUUUUGGUAUAAUGAUAAAAAACUAUUAUAGAAUGUUUCUUUCGUUUAAAGAACGUCAAGUUUAGAUCGCCACACUCUAGUUUAUUUUUAUAUUUAAAUAUAUUGUUGUUAAUUUAUUUAUUGACUACCGCAUUCGAUUCCCGCACAUUUAUCCCAGGAUGGGUGUGCGGAAAGUGCACUCGGAACGUUUCAGCACUUUCGAACCUUUUUUAGUUUUAUGGUCGAAGAGUUUUAGUGUUUUGUUAAUAUUAUUUUAUUAGUUUAUCUCGUUGGGAGUGCCGAAAUGUUCAAGCGGAUGUAGUGCGGAUUUAGACUUGAGGUUUCUGUCGCGUUUCGAGGGGCGCACCGAUGUUGUUUUAGCAUCGUUGCGCGCCGCGGAAGUCUGAAAUAAAAACGUUACCCACUGUAGUUUGAAAUAUGGCUAUUAUAAAAGAUAAAGCAUAUAGACAUAAUAUAUAAAUAUGUAGCAUAUAUAAUUAUAUGAAAUCAAUCAUUUUUUAAAUUACAAUGUAAUAUAUAUGUGAAUAUAUAGUUUUUAGUUUGUUACUUUAAGCUUUUCUGAGUUUCUGAGGUUAAGAUGUUCUGUACAGUGUACUUUUAGACUGUAAGUAUAAAAAUAGCCAGCGUUACAAAAAAUAAUAACAUAGGGAACAUUGUGAUGUCUAUACUACUGUAAAUUUUGUACAUAUAUAAAAAUACUGUGUAUUGUGAGUAUACAUUAUUAUAACUAUUACGAUAAAUUA
Molecule: messenger RNA, 15294 nt
Organism: Aethina tumida (small hive beetle)
Lineage: Eukaryota; Metazoa; Arthropoda; Insecta; Coleoptera; Nitidulidae
Product: protein split ends
Exons: 16
Coding region: 621-14048 (4475 amino acids)
Biological process (GO): regulation of transcription by RNA polymerase II
Cellular component (GO): nucleus
Molecular function (GO): mRNA binding
Source: RefSeq, a predicted model, not a curated record